Callorhinchus milii (elephant shark) is the source of this 3647-nucleotide messenger RNA. RefSeq names its product protein tyrosine phosphatase non-receptor type 7. The record is from RefSeq and is a predicted model, not a curated record. The coding region runs from base 315 to 1439 and encodes 374 amino acids. Gene Ontology annotation, molecular function: protein tyrosine phosphatase activity. Gene Ontology annotation, biological process: protein dephosphorylation. NCBI's taxonomy places the organism in Eukaryota, Metazoa, Chordata, Chondrichthyes, Chimaeriformes, Callorhinchidae. The transcript is spliced from 10 exons.
GAUGAAAGUGCGUGGGCCUGGUGUGUAGGUUGUGUGGGAGGAAACAGCACAGAACAGCAAGAAGAAUAUCUGCUGAUAAGCAGCUUCCUGAGCACUCAGGAAAAUGCAGCGAACAUUUUAGGCAGAGAGCUUCAGCAGAGAAUACGAGCGAGCACAAGCACAAACCCCUCCACUGAAUUUUGCUGGCUUUUUACUAUAGAUAAGUUACCACUAAAGGGAAUCUUUUCACCGAAUAAAGCCAGUACAUAGCGGAGCUGGUGAGGAACCUCAGUCCCCUGCCUGCCUCAAUGUGAGGUGUAUCCAAUGUCCAAAGCAUGGUACAGUCUGGGUUAGUUUUCUCUCUGAUACAUACAAUGAGCUGCCAGAACCGUCCUGUGAAAGAUAACAUGGAUUCCUCAUCAGGUUUCUCCUCAUCGUUCAAAUCAAAGCAAAGCCGCCUUCAGGAAAGGAGAGGCUCCAAUGUAUCCCUGACUCUGGAUGUGAGCUCCUUGGGAAACGUAGAACCCAUCAAAUCAGUUUCUACACCCCGAGAAUUGACUUUACAAUAUCUAAAAACCACCAGCUCUGUUCUGUCCAGAGAACAGUUAAAGGAAAUCACAAACAACACGCAGAAGCUGGAAGCUGAAUUCUCGAAAAUUCCACCAAACUUUAUUGAGACCAAUGAACUGAAUAUCCCAGGGCACGCUUCUAAGAACAGAUACAAAACUAUUUUACCAAACCCACAGACUCGUGUCUGCCUCAAGUCGGAAAAGCAUAGCGAUGACCUGAGCUCCUAUAUUAAUGCUAACUAUAUUCGGGGCUAUGGAGGGGAGGAGAAGGCAUACAUUGCUACCCAGGGACCCAUGGUGAACACAGUCAAUGACUUCUGGGAGAUGGUUUGGCAAGAGGAUUGUCCAAUGAUUGUGAUGAUAACAAAAUUAAAGGAGAAGAAUGAGAAAUGUGUGGUUUACUGGCCGGAAAAGCAAAGCUCUUUCGGCAGGUUUGAAGUUGUUGUGAAUGAAGUCAAAGAAUGUGAUGGAUUGGCCAUUCGGGAUCUUAGUGUUAAGCAUGCAGAAGAGUCUCGAAGUGUCAAGCACUACUGGUUCUCUUCAUGGCCAGACCACCAGACUCCAGACACUGCACAAUCUCUCCUGGACCUUGUGUUGGAGGUGGAAGAAAGCAGGAAGACUGCAGGAAACAGGGGACCUGUCGUCGUGCACUGCAGUGCAGGGAUUGGGAGGACGGGCUGCUUUGUCGCUACCAGUAUUGGGUGCCAGCAGAUCAAAGACACUGAUAAAGUGGACAUCCUGGGGAUCGUCUGUCAGAUGCGAACAGACAGGGGUGGGAUGAUCCAGACAAGUGAACAAUAUGAAUUUUUGCACAGCACGUUAUGUCUCUACGAAAGCAAUUUGUCAAGGAUGCCAAAUUCGUCCCCAGCUUCCGGAGUGAAUAGCGCCUAGCUCCAAGGUGCUUUCUGUGCUUUCUGAGCAUUUAAAUAACAUUACGAGAAGAUGACUGAAACGAACAUAGAGUUUCGGUGGGGGUGGGAGGGAAUUAUCGUCAAUGAGUCAAAUAUUUAAAAAAUUGUACCAUUUUACUAUUCACAGAGUUUCAUCCUGGUACAUUUCAAAGGGCUGGGUGCAAGCCUUGGGCACACACCUCGACCCUCAGCAUCAGACUCGGUAACUCUUGGACACGGAUUUGGACGAUUCAUCUAGUUGCUCCCUGAUUUCUCAAUCAGACUCUGCUCCGCGUGAAAAAUAAAUGACAUCCCCCUUCCACUUUGCCCGGUGCGUCGCUACCUCGGGUGAAGGGUGCUAUACAAGUGCAAGUUGCUGUUGCUGUUGUUGAUUUCAGUUCAAUUUGUUGUCUUCUGCCUGAUUUCAGUCGAAAGCCCUUGGCUGCACUUGACCAUCAGAUUACAAUCUCUUUUACUAAGCUUCCAAUUUCUGCCAUACAGAAUUUUGAGCCUCGCUAGCUCUAUUCGGGGCCUGAUAAGUUAUUUUUCGGCAUUUAAGCCUUUGAGCAAAAAUACUAAAAUGCAGGCCCCUCUAUUUAAUUUUUUUCUCCGUAUUUAGAUUCAUAAAAUAAAACCCAGGACAUACACUUCCCCCCAAAAUUGGAUUUGAUUGUUUUAAACAGCAAUUUUCUCACGCCAUUGGGAGAACAAACCCACUGUCCUUCUUUGAGUUCAGCAGUAGAACUGACACCUUCUUCUUACUUUGCCUUGAGUGCAACAUUCAUCACAAAGUGCCCAAGUAAAGUGCCUCAACCCUGAAAGAACGUCCUUGCUACUUGGUUAGUCCGUGCACCUCAAGCAACACCCAGAACCUUUAACAGAUAAUUCUCUCGUCUUUGAAAUUGUAAAUCUAAUUCGGGCUUCAAGUAUUUUUGUUUUAAAUUACAAUUCUAUUAAUUGACAGCAUGUUAAGAGCACCAUUUGUAGUACCUUUAUAGCCAUCCCUCCUGCCAUAUAAUUUUAAAUAAUGCUCCGUGUAUUGGGGGAAAUUGAAAAAAAUAUUUUGCUGUCCAUUUGCCUCCUGUAUCAUUUCAAGUGCAUUUCCAAAUGGGGAGACUCAGAAAGCCUAUUGAGAGACUCGGACCGACCACAAACUAGAUCAAUUGGAUUCCUCUCAUCUCCUGAGAAGGUUUUACUCAUUUUUCCCUCUCCUGAUGGGUAACCUGUUCAACAGACACUACAUGCACUCUGGUAGCCACAGCCAUUCAUGAAUGUGCCUUGACCGGAUUUAUUUUUUGGUUGCUCGAGUGUCUGAGACGUGCAGAAAUCCAUCACUGUGCUUAAGAGUAUCCAAGCCAGACUGAGAGUUAUACAUAUUUAUAGCACUUGCACAUCAAAAUUUCCCCAUGUCUGGAACAGAAAUAUUCACUCUUUCCCUGGGGUAUGCAUCUUGGUUACCUUAUUUUGGAGAGUGUUAGGUGGAGGUUGUUGAGAGCAUGAUGACCCAAACCCAGGUAACUCAAGCCAAUUGCACUGUCCUUCCUGAUGCACUUUUUCAUGUAUGGCACAAUCGUUGCAAUAUUGGUGAUUCAGCCUUAAUUCUGAAGCCACUUUUCUGUACAAAACCAGUUUCAAAAUCACGGCUGGAUUUUAAAAAAAUUUCAAAAUUUGCGCACUGCGAAAUAAUAAGUCAAAAGUCUAAUUCUAUAACCCCAGAAUUUCUGCCCCUACAAAGGGAAACCACAGGUGAUUUAGGUAGUUGGAGUUAGCACAGUUAGCAUUGCCAUGUAGAACAAGAGCAUUUGCCAGUAAGAAAUUGGAGUUGCAGAACAGUAUCGAUUACUUCCAGGAGUUUCAUAAUAAUGCAUUUCCUAUCUUGGUUAGCGAGAAUCUAACAGAUUUUCAAUUCAACGUGUUUUUCAUGAGCAACAAAAGAGCUGUAUCAAUGAUGGAGAAUAAAUAGAAAACUUUUGUAAAGUAAUGUAUGACAACGAUCUUAGAGUGGAGACCAAUUUAUUUUUAUAAUGUAUUUUGCUUAUUGCAAAAACAAAUCGCAAAUUAAAAAUGAAUGUUUUUCAACUUUCCAAUAACAACAAAAUGUAUAUUUUUAUAUACUUCAGCAUUUUACCUAAUGAAGAUAGGUAACUGUGUAUAUAAACAGAAUUGNUUUUUUUUGAGGGGAAAUAAAACUAAAAGUGUGUUGAUUGCA